AUGUUGACUGCCACCCUAGGGCUGCUCAUGCUGGUGGCCGUGGCCGAGUUUCUCAUUGGCCUGGUUGGAAACGGAGUCCUCGUGGUCUGGAGUCUUCGAGAAUGGGUCCGAAAAUCCAAGGCGCUCUCCUACCACCUCAUUGUCCUGGGCCUGGCUGGCUGCCGAUUUCUCCUGCAGUGCCUGAUCAUGGUGGACUUAAUCCUGUGUCCGUUCUUCCAGAGCAACCUUGGGCUCCGCUCUCUCAGUGUCUUCUGGGCUGUGGUCAGCCAGGCCAGCCUGUGGUUUGCCACUUUCCUCAGUGUCUUCUAUUGCAAGAAGAUCACGACCUUCGAACACCGCGUCUACCUGUGGCUGAAGCGGAGAGCUUAUUGCCUGAGUGGCUGGUGCCUUGUAGGGGGCCUCCUGACCAACGGGUUACUUGCAGCGCGCCUUAGCUCAGAGUUCUACAGUCCUUCCCAAAGAAAUAACAGCAUUCUGGACCAGAUUUCGAACUGGCACUACCAGCGUGUGCUGCGUCUCAAUUUGGGAAGUGCGUUGCCUUUCGCGGUGUUUCUUCUUUCCUCUGGGAUGCUGAUUGUCUCUCUGUACAGACACCACAGGAAGAUGAAGGUCCACACGGCUGGCAGGAGUGAUGCACGGGCCAAGGCUCACAUCGCUGUCCUGAAGUCCUUGGUCUGCUUCCUUAUACUUUACGUGGUUUACUUCGCGGCCAGCCCCUACUCCAUCACCGCCAAAGUCCCUCCUGCUGAUCUCGUCACCAUCUUUGUCUCGGAGACACUCAUGGCUGCCUCUCCUUCUCUUCAUUCCGUCAUAUUGAUCAUGGGGAACCCCAGGGCGAAGGAGGCUUGUCGGAGGGCCCUGCGGAAGGCAGCGCGUGCUUGGCGGUCCUGA
Molecule: messenger RNA, 891 nt
Organism: Phyllostomus hastatus (greater spear-nosed bat)
Lineage: Eukaryota; Metazoa; Chordata; Mammalia; Chiroptera; Phyllostomidae
Gene: TAS2R5
Product: taste 2 receptor member 5
Exons: 1
Coding region: 1-891 (296 amino acids)
Biological process (GO): detection of chemical stimulus involved in sensory perception of bitter taste; sensory perception of taste; G protein-coupled receptor signaling pathway
Cellular component (GO): membrane
Molecular function (GO): bitter taste receptor activity; G protein-coupled receptor activity
Source: RefSeq, a predicted model, not a curated record